This is a messenger RNA of Medioppia subpectinata, 336 nucleotides long. NCBI's taxonomy places the organism in Eukaryota, Metazoa, Arthropoda, Arachnida, Sarcoptiformes, Oppiidae. The record is from the annotation of a GenBank genome assembly.
AUGCAAGAGUCGCUGAAGCUGUUCGACUCCAUUUGCAACAACAAGUGGUUCACCGACACGUCAAUCAUUCUGUUCCUCAACAAGAAGGACCUCUUCGAGGAGAAGAUCAAGAAGUCGCCGCUCACCAUCUGCUUCCCCGAGUACACAGGCGCCCAGGAGUACGGCGAGGCGGCCGCCUACAUCCAGGCGCAGUUCGAGGCGAAGAACAAGUCGACCACCAAAGAGAUCUACUGUCACAUGACGUGCGCCACCGACACCACAAACAUCCAGUUCGUGUUCGACGCCGUCACUGACGUCAUCAUCGCCAACAACCUGCGCGGCUGCGGUCUCUACUAG